AAUACGUUGUGAUACGUUGCCGUUGGCGUACCAAGGCAAACAUUGAGUGUAAGGUUAAGUUUAUAUUUGCCGGCUGCAUAAUUUAAGAGUAAUUUAAGGAUUUCGAUAGUUUUCGUGACUUUGUAUUACUGGAUAAUGUAAAGGGCUAAAUACUUCAUUUUGUCCUACUUCUCUGACAUUGUUGAGCUAAUUAAAUUUGUAUACAAAGUAAAAACCAAAAUAAAGAAAGAUGUUCAAUCAAAGUGCGGCGUUAGGAACUGGCACUACGAACACUGCAAAUCCUAUGAAAGACUUUGAGGUUGUGUCGCCACCGGACGACUCGGUUUCAAGUUUGGCUUUCAGUCCAGCGUCUAUUCCACAGAAUUUUCUUGUCGCCGGUUCCUGGGAUUGCAAUGUACGCUGCUGGGAAGUUGAACAGACAGGAAAAACUGUCCCUAAGUCGAUGAAUUCGAUGGCUGGUCCUAUACUUGAUGUCUGCUGGCACGACGAUGGAACAAAAGUAUUUAUGGCCUCGUGUGACAAGAUGGUAAAAUGUUGGGACUUAGCCUCGAAUCAGAGCGUUCAGGUGGCUCAGCACGAUGCGCCAGUCAAAACUUGUCAUUGGGUUAAAGGCACCAAUUAUUCUUGCCUUAUGACAGGCUCUUGGGACAAAACAUUAAAGUUUUGGGAUACUCGAAGCCCAAAUCCUAUGAUGACCAUUAAUUUACCUGAGAGAUGCUAUUGUGCCGAUGUUGACUAUCCGAUGGCAGUGGUGGGAACAGCCAGUCGAGGCUUAAUCGUAUACCAACUAGAAGGGACACCUCAGGAAUAUAAACGCAUGGAUUCUCCGUUGAAACAUCAGCAUCGAUGCAUUGCUAUUUUUAGGGAUAAGAAAAAAGGUCCCACAGGAUAUGCCCUCGGAAGUGUUGAAGGGCGGGUAGCCAUUCAAUAUGUGAACCCGGGUAAUCCGAAGGAUAACUUUACAUUCAAAUGUCAUCGAUCAAAUGGUGCACCAAAUGGAUAUCAAGAUAUAUAUGCAGUAAAUGACAUAGCAUUUCAUCCUGUACACGGUACAUUAGCAACUGUUGGAAGUGAUGGUACUUUUAGUUUUUGGGAUAAAGAUGCACGCACCAAGCUAAAGCCAUCGGAACCCAUGGAACAAUCAAUUACUCGUUGCUGUUUCAAUCGCAAUGGUCAAAUUUUCGCAUAUUCCGUUUCUUACGAUUGGUCAAAGGGUCACGAAUACAACAACCCCUUAAAGAAAAAUUACAUCUUCCUAAGGUCCUGCUACGACGAGCUCAAAUCCCGGAGCACUUCAUAAAUUUCAGUUCCCCACCAACAUUGUAAUUAGCACAAAUACCUAUAACAUUCAAAACAGCCGAGAAACAUUAUCUCAUUGGAAAAUGCAGAAUCAUAUUUUUGACGAUGUAUUUCUCCAGUGGUGGUGUAGACGUUAAACCGUAUUAUAGGCUACUGUUUUUUGUAACAAUUUCGUAAACGUCAUAACAUAAUUAAAAUUACUGUAAUUAGGAAUAAACUCGCCGUUGGAAAUGUAGCUUGUAGAGCUUAGGAUAAAUAAAACUUUAUUUUAUAUUAAU
This is a messenger RNA of Orussus abietinus, 1577 nucleotides long. It is a transcript of the gene Rae1, whose product is annotated as mRNA export factor. The record is from RefSeq and is a predicted model, not a curated record. Gene Ontology annotation, biological process: RNA export from nucleus; transcription-dependent tethering of RNA polymerase II gene DNA at nuclear periphery. The coding region runs from base 230 to 1300 and encodes 356 amino acids. NCBI's taxonomy places the organism in Eukaryota, Metazoa, Arthropoda, Insecta, Hymenoptera, Orussidae. Gene Ontology annotation, molecular function: RNA binding; ubiquitin binding. Gene Ontology annotation, cellular component: nuclear pore. The transcript has 7 exons.